Messenger RNA from Anopheles coustani, 1734 nucleotides. RefSeq names its product kielin/chordin-like protein. Gene Ontology annotation, molecular function: protein binding; peptidase inhibitor activity. Bases 76 to 1617 code for a protein of 513 amino acids. Lineage: Eukaryota; Metazoa; Arthropoda; Insecta; Diptera; Culicidae. The record is from RefSeq and is a predicted model, not a curated record. The transcript is spliced from 3 exons.
CGGUCUUGUCCCGUGCAGUUACUCGUAUUUGGCGGAUAUUCUGAAGUUUAAACGACGAGUAUUACACCACACACGAUGAAGAUUCCUAUUCUGAUUUUGGCAACGUUGGUUGUUGGAGCGCUGUGCGAAGAAAAGUGCGUCCCCGGCACGACGUUCAUGGAAGAUUGCAACAAAUGUCGGUGCAGUAACACUGGUCAGAAAGCCUGCACGCGCAAGAUGUGUCCCCCGAAUGAACUAUCGGACGAUGCGCAAGUCCGCACGGAACCGGUUCCGAACGGCGAAUCACUGUCGUCUGCGGACGAGAAGGAUGAGGUGCAUCUGCAAACCAAUGGGCAAGUUUGUACACCUAACGAGAUAAAGAUGCAGGAAUGCAAUCGAUGUCGGUGUGCAAACAAUGGUAUUGGUUGGUUCUGCACCCGACGAGUUUGCCCGCCACGAGAGAAGCGUGCGGCUGGCACUGCAAAAUGCACCCCCGGAUCGACGUUUAUGGCCGAUGAUGGAUGUAACACUUGUCACUGCAAUGAAGAUGGACGCGCCGCCUGUACGCGGGUUAUGUGCGAGCCGCUGGAAGGCGCGGAACUACUCAGAUUUAGAAGGGAAACCCCGGAGUCGCCUGCUGGACCGAAAUGUACUCCUGGAACGACGUUCCAGGCCGAAGAUGGUUGUAACACCUGCUACUGCGAUGCACAGGGACGUGCUGCCUGCUCGCUGAAGUUCUGUGCCUCAUCCGAUGUAUCGGCGUUCCGUAGCCGGCUGCAACGUAGACAAGUGAAGGAAACCAAGUGUACACCUGGAUCGACGUUUAUGGCCGAUGAUGGAUGUAACACUUGUCACUGCAAUGAAGAUGGACGCGCCGCCUGUACGCGGGUUAUGUGCGAGCCGCUGGAAGGCGCGGAACUCCUCAGAUUUAGAAGGGAAACCCCGGAGUCGCCAGCUGGACCGAAAUGUACCCCUGGAACGACGUUCAUGGCCGAAGAUGGCUGUAACACCUGCUACUGCGAUGCCCAGGGACGUGCUGCCUGCUCGCUGAAGUUCUGUGCCUCAUCCGAUGUAUCGGCGUUCCGUAGCCGGCUGGAACGUAGGCAAGUCAAUGAGUUCCCGGGUAUGCAAAAGUGCACCCCUGGUACGACGUUCAGAGACGCCGAUGAUUGUAAUACUUGCUACUGCAAUGAAGAUGGACGCGCUGCUUGCACUCGGAAGGCAUGUAUAAGGAAAGAUAGCGAGCUCUACAAACAGCUACAGCAGACCCAAAAGUCGUCAAACGACGCUAGCCUCACUCCCGAUACCGAAGGACAGCGACAACGUAGACAAGUCAAGGAAAUCAAUUGUACUCCCGGAACAACUUUUAAGUCCGACGAUGGAUGUAACAACUGCUUCUGUGAUGAAAAUGGACAAGCUGCCUGCACUCUGAUGGCAUGCCUGCCCAAUACCGGAAAGGUACAGCACAAACGACAAACAUCCGGUGACUUGCCACAGUCAGAGGUCGCCCCUGGCACACCCGGAUUCAGCUGCACGCCACGAUCGUCAUUCAAGUACCAGUGCAACACUUGUCUCUGCUCGGAUGAUGGCAAGAACGCUGGUUGUACCUUUAAGUUCUGCAUUCCUGGCGAGUGGUAAGGCGGAGGAUGUAAGCAGUGGCUGCAAAGUUUUCGGUAAAAUGAUCGCUUGUCAUCCAGUGUAAAGGUAUAAGUUGGUUAUUAUAUUCUUUAUCACAACUCAACUCGAUAAAGUAAC